GUAAUAGCCGGAGUAUUAGUCCGGUGUUGGUACUCCGUCCAGCAGCUGGCGCUGUCAAUACCCACUUUUCAACACCACCAAAGCAGUUGAGAGCAGUCUUGGCCCAAAUUCCUUAGUUCAAGCUAUUUUUCUAACAUCAACGGUUGUCCUCGUCUUUUGCUGAAGCUUAUUAAAGCUCAGUUUUGGCAUUUUACUAUUCCAGAACUUAAUUUUCGAGAUAACGGCAUAUAAACAGUUGUCCCGCGAUGCGACAGAGGAAGAGAGUGUACUGACUGCAUAAACCCUAAUAGAGAGAGACUGGCUGAAGGAUGAAUCCUGUCGACUGGGAUGCUAUUCUUCGGACAGUCCAGAAAAAUCUGGACCCAAUUCGCCAGAAUUAUGUUGAUAACAGCAUGGAGAAUGCCCCAAUAACUAAUAACGAGAGGGACACUUACUGCGAAUAUUCGAGGCACACUUUUGAUGCUCCGCAAAGCAGCACGGGAUGGGAGGGAGUCAGUCCUCCUCUCUCGCUUAACUUAUACAUAAAGGACUCAGAAGUCGAGGACCCAGAUGGAGCGCCACUUGAACUGGAGGAAGAGGAUCCAGAGCUGGCGAGAAAGCGGAAAGAGCUUAGAGAAAUAGAGGAGCGGAUACUACUUAAGAAAGCUGCCAUUGCUCUGAAAUCUGUUGAACCUCUUGUGAAGAAGACCACACCUUCAGACUUUUCCUGUAAUGAACAAUCAUCUGCAUGCAAAGGUGCAACUCUUAAAGACAGGGUGAAUGUCAUUUUGCAGCAGCGACAUCCUGCCGGCUUCCUGUCAAAGGUGUGGUCUCCCAGAGAGAGAAUGAGCUCAUCCAGGCUGAGCAGAGAUGGUCUGCUGCAGGAUCACCAUCCCCUGAAGCUCAGAGUGAAAGCACUCAUGAAGCACAGAUGUAGUGAUCCCUGUGUUUUGCCAGCAAGCAGAGAGGCCACGGACGUCCCACCGCCUCCUCCCAGCCGAAGCGAUACUUCCCCAGCCGAGCAACAGAACGGCGUCAACGAGGGUUUCCAGCUCUUCCUUAGCGUGCUUAACAAAGGCGUGGAUUUCGACUUCCUCAACAGGAUCGUCACCAAUGACAGUGAGGACCUUCCUUUAGGCGAGGAGCUCCUGAACAUUCACCCCGCUGCUGCGGAGAACAAGUCCGACCCACCCUUCGAGAGCGAGCGGUUGAAUAGUGGAGUGUCGCUGCCAGGCCACAGUCGGACCGACAGCGGAGAGAGGAAGACUGACCCACCCAGUCAAGAGAGAUCCCUCAAUGAGACCCUACCUGAUGGUGGAGAGAAGGAGGACGACAGAGGAGAAGCAAAUAGUCGAUCCAGGUCUCCCUCGGCAGGGAAAAACAAGAAGAGCGAAGAAGAAAAACCAAAGGUGGAUGAGCAGAGUGCACAGCUCCAGAACAUUCUUAAAACCCUGGGGCUGAGCCUGGAAGUGGAAGAGAUGAGCAAACUAGCAGACCGGACUCAGGAGAGGCUGUAUGGUAAGAAGCAUGGAGACAGAAGGGCUGACCGCAGAGGGGAGCAGGAGAGUCAGCGGAGGGGCUCCCAAAGGCAUUACAGUCACUCCUCCUCUUCUUCCUCCUCUUCCAGGUCCACUAGGCCUAGAAGCUUUAGUCCCAGCCCCUCUCGCCGUCGGUGCUCCCACAGCAAAGACUCCCAGCGAAGGUCUGAACAUAGCCACUCGAGAGAAAAAAGCAGAGACGGACCAACACGCCAAGACCAUAACCGGGACAGAAGAGAAGCACAGAGGUGCAGGGACGGAGACCGAGACAGGAAAUGCCUCAAAGAAAUCUCUACUUAUCAACAUCCAUAUCCACCAAACCCAACGUAUCCCCAGCCCCACCCUAGUGCUUUUUCUGAAUUUUCAGCCUACGGUUUGUCCCAGGACUCGGAGCACACUGCUUACCACAGCGGCACUUACAGUGCUGCUACAGACUUUUACUGGACACAUACUCAGGAUGCCAUUCCUCGCUCACUUUAUCCCAGCAAGGGUCCUUAUCCACAAAACACCUACUGUCCCUUUCCUGGCUCCGUCGUGGCACCUAACGUGGUUUACCCUCGUCGCAGAUCUCUCGAAGACAUGAACUGGUUUGUGAAUCCUGACCUGUCUCAGAGCGAAGGCCAAAGUGGAUCUGUUUCUGGCCUUCGCUGUCUGCAGGUAGUCAAGACUAAGACCACCGAGAGCAAUUUAAAGCAACUCACAUCAGGCAAAAUGCGAAGGGGGACCGCAGAAUCUAAGUUGAAGAGCAGACGUAAACGCUGGGCAAGGAAAAAACAGCUUCGAAAAAUUGCAAAAAUUGCAGCAAAACAAGAGAAACAGAGUGCAAAUUCGGUGGAGGUGGAGAAGGCUCUACAGCUCAAUGAAGAUGACUCGGAAGCAGAGCUGUCAGAAGAAGAAAAACAGCCGCCAACAGAGACGGAAAUAAAGGCGAACCUGAGGAAAACGCUUGAAUUAUUUAACCAGAAGGUGAAGCAAAAAGUGCCACAGCCAGCCAUCUUCCUGACCCCUCAGAUUGAUUAAAAUCUGAGGAGUGUUGCGACUGAUACUUUGAACCUGCUGUGAGCCCCGACAGACCAUUUGGUCCUUAUCGUGUUCAACAUUCAUUCAUUCAACAAUUUAGUAUUUGAGUCACAUUUUCAGAUUUUUACUGAAUCAUCCUCGAACUGGAACUAGAAGUGAAUUAAAUCUUCCUUAAAAUAAUAUUUUUGUGUCAUUAAAGUUGCUAUAUGUAACUUUCAGUUUGUGUUGAUUCUAGCGGCCGCUUUGGACAACAGCGGUGGUGUUUUUACCUCUCCUGCUGUCGAAAAGGUCUUUUCUCUGUGAGGAUUUAUUGCCCACAGUAAAUUACUGAGUUAGAAUUACCAGUAGGUCAGAAAACCAUUCAUUUACAAGAGAGAAAAGAGAAUAUGUUACAGAUUCAUCAUUGCAUUUCAAGUGUUGCAUACUUAGCCUAGAUGUAUCGUGAGCUAAACCAGUUAACAUUAUCACUGUCACUGAAUCAGGAGCCAAAGCAUUAAAGUGAUGGUUCGGAGUAAUUUCACCCUAGGGUCCUUUGCACCAUGACCUCGAGCCAAACACCCCCUG
Molecule: messenger RNA, 3101 nt
Organism: Perca flavescens (yellow perch)
Lineage: Eukaryota; Metazoa; Chordata; Actinopteri; Perciformes; Percidae
Exons: 6
Coding region: 309-2537 (742 amino acids)
Source: RefSeq, a predicted model, not a curated record